Molecule: messenger RNA, 190 nt
Organism: Racocetra persica
Lineage: Eukaryota; Fungi; Glomeromycota; Glomeromycetes; Diversisporales; Gigasporaceae
Source: the annotation of a GenBank genome assembly
GAAAGAAGAAAUCAAGUGGAGAAAGAAGAAAAAAAAUGGAAAAAAGGAAAGAAAAAGGGAAAGAAAAAAAAGAAAACAAGAAAAGAAAAAAAAGUGGAAAAAAAGAAAGUGAAAGGAAAAGAAAAACAAAGCGAAAAAGAAGAAAAAGAAGAGAUCAGGAAAGAAGAAAAAAUAAAAAAAAUGAAAAAAA